This is a messenger RNA of Cyclocybe aegerita, 975 nucleotides long. NCBI's taxonomy places the organism in Eukaryota, Fungi, Basidiomycota, Agaricomycetes, Agaricales, Hemipholiotaceae. The record is from the annotation of a GenBank genome assembly.
AUGUCUGCGGCACACGGUUCUGUGUCUCUCAUUGGUGACACUUCCCAUUUCGGAAGUCCCAAGACGCACCCUCACGUCUCUGUAACCGUGAUAUUAUGCGAGAUGUCGAACGGAAUCCUCCAAGCGUCCAACCCCAGAACCUCAUUUACUAUGGACAGGCGAAGUGGCAAAGGCCGCAGCUCAACGACCCCCUUCAACGUCGUCCUAUUCGGAGAGUCUGGAGCUGGAAAAAGUUCCAUAUUAAACAUGCUCUUGGGCACCAACGUAGCUGCUGUCUCCGGCGGGGCGACGGGAUGCACGUUCGAAAGUACAGGGUACGACAUCUCCAUUGACGGGACAUCAUUCCGUGUCCACGACACGGUAGGCCUAGAAGAUGGCGAGCAUGGGCGAAUUCCAACUUCCAAAGCCAUCGUCCAGCUCUACUCCCUGCUGCGGCGCCUGGAGGGAGGCAUCAGCCUGCUUAUAUUCUGCAUGAGAGCGCCACGAGUGAAGGAGAGCGCCAAACACAAUUGGAUCCUCUUCUAUGACAUCAUAUGUCAAUGCCGAGUUCCAAUUUCGAUCGUGGUGACGGGCCUCGAGCAGGAGCGGGACAUGGAUGGGUGGUGGAAAGGAAACGAAAAGACAUUUCGACAGUAUGGCAUGCAUUCUCAUGGACACGCUUGCAUCACCGCAAUUCGAGGGAAGAAGAAGGCGAACGGCCAGUACUCCUUGCAACAGGAAUACGACGAAUCCAUGCUCAAAGUCAAGAAUAUGAUCAAGACAUGCUACCAGGAGCAACCGAGGCCUGUAGAAAGAGUUCACUGGUUCCAAAGGGUGGUCUACGAGACGACAUACGAGCAUCAUUGCUGGGGGACGGAGGUGAUAAAAACGAAGGUUGGCGACAUGAAGGGAGCUGUGGACGAGCUCGUUGAUCGCUGUGGUAUGCCAAAGAAGGAUGCAGAGGCGUUGGCCAAGGAGCUCAAUAAGAUUAAGUAA